Benincasa hispida (wax gourd) is the source of this 1420-nucleotide messenger RNA. The record is from RefSeq and is a predicted model, not a curated record. NCBI's taxonomy places the organism in Eukaryota, Viridiplantae, Streptophyta, Magnoliopsida, Cucurbitales, Cucurbitaceae.
AUGAAGCUUCGAAAGAGAGCGUUAAUGGAGGCUAAUAAAGGUGGAGAAAUUAGGAAAGUUCAUAUUAUUUACUUUCUUAGCCGGAUGGGACACGUGGAGCAACCCCAUCUCAUACGUGUUCAUCAUCUGACCGGCGGUGGCGGCGGCGUUUAUCUCCGAGACGUCAAGAGAUGGCUAGGGGAAUUGAGAGGAAAGGACAUGCCAGAAGCCUUCUCAUGGUCAUACAAAAGAAAGUACAAAACAGGGUACGUUUGGCAAGACCUGGUGGAUGACGAUCUCAUAACUCCAAUUUCUGACAACGAAUAUGUCCUUCAAGGAUCCCAAAUCAUUUUCCCACUACUCUCUUUUUUUUCUUUCUUUUUCAAUUUCUCAUGAUUAAUGUUUUUGUUUUUCACAGAUACUAAAAAAUCAUUAUUCAGAGAGGAAUUGGAGCUAAAUGAAGAUUUUCAAUCCAAAUUUCUGCAAAAGAAUGUAGAAGAAUCUCCACCGUGCGAUUCGGAGAGAUCGACGGUGACGGACGAUGGAGAUUCCAUGAAGGUUGAAGAAGAGACAACUAAGAAUUUGGAGACACCCCCCAAACAGGGGAUAGAAGAAGAAAUACAUGAAAUUGAAGGGUUUAAGACGCAAUAUUCUUCUUUGUAUGCAAAAUUGGUGAAGAACAGCAAGGAGAAGGAUAAAGAAAAGGAUCUCAUGGAGAAGGAAGGUGGACCCACAGCCACGUCAACAGUUACGUCAUCAUCCCAACCUGCAUUUACAAAGAGCAAAAGCUACUCAAGCGGAGCUUCCCACGUGCUUCGUCAGUGGAUCACGUGCGGGCCUGGAGCAGUAGACACAAACGACGCCGUUUUGGUCAAGAACCGAUCUCCCAAAGAUCCACCGAAUCAACCGCCACCGGCGAAACUAAAAAACGACGCCGUGUUUUGCAGAGACGACGUGUUGGGCGGCUCCGCCCGAGUUAUCGGUAAUUCUUGUGAGGGGAACCUCGAAAUCCGCCGCCAAUACAGCCCGCAAACUUCUCGGAAAAGUUUCGACGAUUCAAGGAAGAAAAGGCCGAAGGAGAGCGGCGUUAGAAAGGUGGCGGCCACGGCAACCUACAAGCCGAUGGCAGGACCAAACUGCUUGUUAUGUGGGAAGACUUUCAGACCGGAGAAGAUGCAUUCACACAUGAAAUCAUGUAAAGGAAUCAGGUCUUUGACCAAGACUGCUUCCACAUCAGACAAAAUGGCACUGUCUAAGUCAACUACGACGAGAACUUCCGACAAGGAUUCAGUUUCCACCUACUUGUUGACCAACUGAAAGACUUUGCUUUGUCAAUCCAUUGUUAAAAUGUCAAUUUGUCAAGAGUAUUAUUGAAUGGGGUGUCUCCGUGUUCACAAAUUUGGUGUAAAUCUAGAAACAAUACAUAGUAGUAUUAUUUAAA